Messenger RNA from Brassicogethes aeneus, 2051 nucleotides. The record is from the annotation of a GenBank genome assembly. Lineage: Eukaryota; Metazoa; Arthropoda; Insecta; Coleoptera; Nitidulidae.
AUUUUAUAGGUUAGAUCAACAAAAAGCUUAUUAAUUGAUGAUUUAACACAUAAAAAGUACGUAUUCAAAGCAAAAAAUUACAUAACUAAUAUACGCUUUUCUAAUAAUACUUUUUUUUUUUUAACAAAGAGUAUGUCUUUAACAAAAAUGUCUCGAAUCCAGGAUGUAUUAAGUAUAUUAAAAGCAUUAAAAAUAAUAGCUGAAGCUGGUGUAACGCUGCAACAACAAAAUUCUAAAUUACUGUGGCGGAAUUCGAGUUUUCGCUUGUUAUUGCAAAAGGGUCUAGAAGACCCAAAAUCCCAUAUGCCCGAUGUAAGUCUAAUUAACUUAAAAGAAAGCAUUGACAGGGUUUGUACUGUUGUCCAUGGUAUCAAAGCGUAUUCUGCGAUUCAACAAGGUCAUAGUGUACAAAGUGGGCAAGAAAACAGUCAAAAAGUUAUACACAUCACUAAACCAACAACAGAUGUUAAAAUCAACCACACAAACAACACAAACAGUCUAAAUAUUGAUAUAAAAUUAAGUGACGGUGAUUUAGAGCUCCUAAAAAAGUUAGAUAUGGAACAUAGGGCCAAAUUAGUUAAAGAAAAGGACAGGAAAGAUUUAGAGGAUGAUGCUAUGAUUAAAAAUAGAGAAGACAUGGAAAAACUUACAGUAUUGCCUAACCCAAAGGCAAAACUAAAGCUGUCUGAAAAUGCCAAACAAAGGAAAGUUCCAUCGUCAAGAAUAGGCCGUAUGGUGUCAUUUGGUACACUUGCAGCUGGUUUAGGGUUAGGCACGGCCAGCGAAUAUGCCAAGAGAACUUUGGGUAUUUCUCAAAGUGAUCCAAAGGAUGCAUCAACCCUAUUCAUGACCAAAGCCAAUUUGGACAGGAUCGUAGACACUCUAUGUAAAGUUAGAGGUGCUGCAUUAAAAUUGGGUCAAAUAAUGAGCAUUCAAGAUGACAACAUAAUUCAUCCAGAUCUUGCAAAAGCAUUGGAAAGAGUCAGAAAAUCCGCCGAUUUUAUGCCGGAUUGGCAAGUUGAGCAAAUGUUAACUCAAGAGUUGGGUUAUCAAUGGCGGGAAAACUUUCUAGACUUCGAAAAUCGUCCGUUUGCCGCCGCUUCUAUAGGACAAGUUCACAGGGGCAAAACGAAAGAUGGCGUUGAAGUCGCCGUCAAGAUACAGUACCCAGGCGUAGCGAAGGGCAUAGAAAGCGAUAUCGAGAACUUGGCAGCAAUCAUGAAAAUGUGGAAUAUUUUCCCCAAAGGAAUGUUUUUGGACAACUUGAUGACGGUGGCGAAGAGGGAGUUGGCUUGGGAGGUGGACUAUGUGCGGGAGGCUGAAUGCACGAAGAAAUUCAGGGAGAUUUUAAAGCCCUAUCGCGAGUUUUAUGUCCCGAAGGUUAUUGAUGACCUGUCUGCAAACCAAGUCUUUACCACUGAACUCUUGGACGGUAUCCCAGUGGACCAGUGUUUCGACAUGGAACUAGAACACAGAGAGUUCAUAGGGAAAAAAAUCCUAGAGCUUUGUCUAAGGGAGAUCUUGCAGUUCAGAUACAUGCAAACCGACCCGAACUGGGCGAACUUUUUGUACAGCCCCAGCAAAAAGCAGGUUCAGCUGCUGGAUUUCGGUGCUACUAGAGAGUACUCUAGAGAGUUUAUGGAUAAGUACGUGAAAAUUUUGAAGGCGGCCUGCGAUGACGACAGGAUGACCGUACUGAAUACUUCAAAGGAAAUGGGAUUUUUGACCGGAUAUGAAAGUACUGUAAUGGAGGAUGCUCAUGUUGACGCAGUAAUGAUUCUCGGGGAAAUUUUCAGAUGCAAAGACAAAUACGAUUUCGCACGCCAAGAUAUGACGGGUAGAAUCCAAGAUCUAGCGCAAACCAUGAUAACCCACAGACUUUGCCCACCCCCUGAAGAAGUCUACUCACUUCACAGAAAACUGUCUGGGGUUUUCCUGCUUUGCACCAAACUCAGAGUUGCAGUGGAAUGCAAAACUGUGUUUUUGGAGUUGUAUGAUAACUAUGUUAAAACAAUGCAAUAAUAAUAUUUUUUUAUUAAUUUUAAUAAGUA